This is a messenger RNA of Haliotis rufescens (red abalone), 1526 nucleotides long. RefSeq lists its product as uncharacterized. Bases 83 to 973 code for a protein of 296 amino acids. NCBI's taxonomy places the organism in Eukaryota, Metazoa, Mollusca, Gastropoda, Lepetellida, Haliotidae. The record is from RefSeq and is a predicted model, not a curated record. The transcript has 5 exons.
GCGGUGCGCGGUGUGUCUAACGUUUUCAUGUGAAUCUCGCCGACAUUUUAAACAUUUCUAACAUCGUGUCGAUACUGAAGUCAUGUUGUACGUAUCCUUUCACCGCUUUGGACAUUUGGAAAUCUUGAACAUUUGCUGUCACAUACUUUGGGGUGUGGUGCAGUUUACAGACACAUGUAUGCCCGAUUUACAUUAUGGAAAACAUCUAGUGGGAGCUACGUUUAAGAUUAUCGAGAAUUCAUCUCUAUUCACCUGUGCCUCUGAAUGCGUUUCAUAUGGAAUAUGCAAAUCUUUCGAGUUUGAAUUUGGUCGGAGAGCGUGUCAUCUGAACGGUUUUGAUGACCCCAAGAGUCUGGAAGGUGGCGGCGAAAGCUCGGAUUUCAUCUACAGUUCAAUUAUGAAUUGGAACGAGACAACACUUGGUCCUUGCCAUCAUACCAUCUGUGGAUACACGCAGAGAUGCAGUGAGACGAAACAUGGCAAUGUAACGUGUGAUGAAUUUCUACCUAAUAUUGCAAAAGACAAGCCAACAAAAGCAAGUUCAAUGUGGUCACGUAUCAAGUACCCGCCAAGCGGCGCAGUCGACGGAAACGUUACAGCAAUUGGGCAAUCUGGAUCCUGUUUUUCUGUUGGCAAGGGCGAUUUCUUCCCCUGGUGGCAGGUAGACCUUCUAGAUACCUUUGUGGUUGUGGAAAUUCGUGUCACCAACAGACAAGACUUCAAACCUGAACGACUUCACGACUUCGCUCUGGACGUGUACCAAGACGACCCUAUUGUCUACGCUAAUGGCAGCUCCCAACUGUGUUACAUGUACAAUGGAGCCGUCACAGAGCCUGGAAAGACAGUCGCCCUACAGUGCACGUCCCCCGUGACUGGCCGCUACCUGAGACUUAGUGGGAAGAAAACCACUUCCAGGAUGGAUCUCCUGCAGUUUUGUGAAGUUCAGGUCUUCGGUUUUAAGCUGUUACAGUGAAAAUUCCACUGUGGUCGCCUGUCGAGGUCCGUUCAUUCGUAUCCUGAUAUUCCGACAAGAUGGAUGAAUAUAUUAUCGGAAACCAUUCUGGGGACAUAAACGCUUUGACUUGGUCUCUUGGGACUGCUGUUAUGUUCGUGCAGCCUGAGUGAUUAGACGCUGUGUUCAUUCUGUUCCUUUGUUGGAAACGUUACGUUGCUUUGAACCGCAUCCUACAAAUGCAUUUUUUCUGUCUUAUGACGUAAAAGAGUUGUUGUUAGAAACUGUCAACAAAUUUAAAAUUGAAAGAAUUCUUACAAAUAAAAAGAACAGUGUGUUUGUGUGAGUGCGUGCGUGAACAUGCGCGUGAAUGUGUGCACGUGUGUGUGAACGUAUCGUGAAUUAAAUAUAACGCCAUAGGGAUUGACUUAAAUGCACAUUUCAUUUCGAAUGCUGGGUACAUGAAGGUUUAUUUGGACUUAAUUCCGGACUUGGACUUAAUACUUUUACUUAUAAUGAGUGAGUUAUUGAGUUUGGUUUUACGCCGCUUUUAGCAAUAUUCCAGCAACAUCAC